Messenger RNA from Cryptotermes secundus, 4737 nucleotides. It is a transcript of the gene mTerf5, whose product is annotated as transcription termination factor 5, mitochondrial. Bases 96 to 1700 code for a protein of 534 amino acids. Gene Ontology annotation, biological process: regulation of DNA-templated transcription; termination of mitochondrial transcription. Gene Ontology annotation, molecular function: double-stranded DNA binding. NCBI's taxonomy places the organism in Eukaryota, Metazoa, Arthropoda, Insecta, Blattodea, Kalotermitidae. The transcript is spliced from 9 exons. The record is from RefSeq and is a predicted model, not a curated record. Gene Ontology annotation, cellular component: mitochondrial matrix.
AUUAGCAGUAAUAAAUGGCGGUAAAUGGCAAGUGUUGUCGAGAACGUUGAGUGUGGUGAGUUUAACCAAAAAUUUGAACGAAUUUGCAGACAAUUAUGCUGAAUAAGAGAAUUCUUAAGAUGUGUCAACACCCAUUUCACAUAUCAUCUGUGAUAAAGUUUUGUAACUUGUUACCAGCUUCCCAGCAGAUUCGCCAAAAACGAACUCAUGAGAUAAAUAGUGGCCAGUUGAAACUUUUAAUGGAAGUCUUUGGUUGUUCAUAUCAACAGGCUUCCAGUAUUUCAUUCAGACACACGGCGAUAAGAACCCUGGAUCAGAAUCACAUACGAAAAGUAGCAGAUGUAUUGCAUAGAUUUGGAAUAGACAAAGGAGACAUAGCAGAACACCCAGAAAUUCUAACAAUUUUCCCAACAACAAUAGAGAAUCGCGCCAUGUUGCUACAAGAAGGUGGUUUUUCUGCUAUAACUGCAAAUAUUAUUGUUAGGUACAUCACCAUUACUCGAAAGCCUCUUCGUUUACUAAAGGCCUACCAAUAUAUUCCUUCUCAAUUUGAUAUACCUCAAAGUUUUCUCUCUUAUUUGAAUGAACCUCCUCCUCCGUUUAAUCCUAUCUCUGGAGAUGCAUUGGAUGACAAAUCAUUUGUGGAUAUACAGGUGGCUGUACUGCGACACUACCUUUGUUGGAGACUUGAAAUGCAGUCAGCUGAAUUGGAUGUAUUAAUGAAAACGUAUAGUCGAUUAAAGAAUAGGAGUUUUAGACUUGUGGAGGAAUCUUUGAAAAUAUUAGAAGAGAAAAUUGGAUUCAGUAAGGAGAAGAUCCGAAGGCAUGGAUAUCUUAUGCACACCCAUCCGGGCAAUACAUUGGACACCCUCAACCGUAUUAAAACCAUUGGUGGUGAGAGUAUCAUCACUGUUUUUCACAGGUAUCCGAAAGUCAUCGCUUCUGCAACAGAUACGUUGAUUAAAACUGCACAGUAUUUACAUGAUUUUGGUAUCCCAGAUGCAGCAAUACAGAAAUGUCCAGAGCUGUUUACGCUGGGCAGUGAUACUGUGUUCCAGCGGUUGACAGUACUUCAAUCUGUACCAGAAUUCAGUGGUCUAGCAAAGAAUCCUCGAGUCCUGCGGCUGGUACAUUAUCAACGCAAAGCUUACUCUCGACUCAGUUUUCUCCAACAGCUGAAAAUGAAAUGUGCCAGUUUGCAUAUUUUGUCAUCACCACAAGCACAUUUUGACAGAUAUGUUCGUGAAGGAAGUGAUCGGACGAGAGGUGUUGAUAUGACAAAGUUUCUUUCACUUGAACUUGAUGCCAGUGAGGUCAAAAUCAGAAAAUUAUUGGCCAGGCACCCUUACUGGUGCCAUGUACCGCUGGUGACUGUGAGAGACACUCUUGACUUCCUGCUGAACAGAGGUUUCACAAAAUGCCACAUCUUGUUUAAUAUUCAUGCUCUUCUUUACUCAAGAAAUCAGUUGAAAAAAGAACUGGAUAGCCUGUCUUCAUGCUGUGAAUUAAAUAUGUGUUUCCCAGCCCUUAAAGAGACUGCCACUGUUGAAGCAGAACAUCAGAGGAAAAUAGAUUACCUACCGCCCGAGCGGCGUUUGGCUUUGUGUUUAUAUUUUAUUGAGCGUAAUUUUUACUUCACUGGUGAUGGCAUUUGGGCUGACAGUAUUGUUUCUGGUCUUGCGCCUGCAUCUGACACAUGAAACCUUUAGUGUCAUUCUUAUUGUUUUCUGGCAAGUCCUUAUUGAUUGCCUACUAGACACAGGACUGCUAUUAUAUUCGAAUGGUCCAUUGUUUCAGGUACAGGUAUAUUUAACAUUUACAGUAUGUCCUUUGUGUUAUUGCAGUGGCAGAUGUGCUCAGUCAAGUUGGUUAACACUGCAACCUGUAAAGAAGAGUAUUACUCGUAAUACCAUUUCCUCCCAGAUGAAAUAUGGCUGCCAGCCCAUUAGUACUGGGAUGUUUAAAAGUCCCUCAUCUUGUACUAUUAUAGUUAAUGUAGAGAAUUGUUUACACUGCAAUAAAAAUGUAUAUAAUAAAUUUGUCUUAGACAAUGGAUGUAAUGUAAUUAAUCUCAACUUUAGAGAACCACUGUGACAAGAUUAUUUGGAGAGGAUAUUUUUUGUGUGUUUUCAUGCAAGCCAUCAUAUCACAAUGUUAUGACCGUAUAUAGAAAAUAUUCAUGACACUUUUAAAGUGAGAAUCUUUUCAGGUUUUUAAUCAAUGUUUUUCAUAUCAAUGCUCAAAGAGACAACCACAUAAAACUAUAACAAAUAUUUAUUGCCGUUAGAAUGAAUAUUACAUGUGAUCAAGGAGGCAGAGCAUGCCUGUUGAAUACCGGUGAAAACUCCCGUCAUAAUGGACCAGCCUGAGCUAGUGACAGAGUUGAUAUUGUUGACCUUGAAAAAGGCAGUUUGUGGAAUAUCGGGCAAAGCUUUUGUCGCAGUGGGGUAGGCAGCUCUAGUGUCAGCAUCUUCCUUGCAGCAGCCUGUUGAUUGCGAGCUGGCAGAAUGCCAGGCGAAGCUCUUGGAGUAGUGGGCUAGCAAGUACUAGUGGCGUUGAGGCCAGCUGGCCUGAUGAGCACUGGUGAUUGCUGGCGGAGUUGGCUGUCGUGCUGCUACUAGUAGACUCGCUGUUGUAGUGUUCUUUUGAUGCUAGCAUGCGGGUGUUCCACCUUUUUAUAUUCUUGUCACUGGGCAGUGAUGGUGUCCAAUGGGCAUUAGAGCUUCCAUGGUGAGCACUGAUUGGGUAUCACUUGCUUCACUGUGCGAGGUCCCCACAUCACCCGCUCAUGGAGGUGGUUACUCAGAUGUUGAAGUGAGGGGGGAAAUGGAUGCGGUGACUGGGGUGCGUAGUUCUUGUGGUGGACUGUGGCAGCAUGGCAGAUGGUGCUACAGCCAGGGUUGCAUUGACUGACGGGUUGAAGGUGUUCCUAUGGUAAGGCCCUUUGAGGAUGUGUGCCAGCUUGACCCUGUUGGUUGACACCGUGAUGGGCCUCCAGCGCAUGAGGAGUUACAGUGUCUAUUCUCGCCAUGACGAUCUGGUAGGGACUGCUGUAGGGGGUUCCAGAGCCUGGCACAUUGUGUUCUGAUGAAGGAAGACAUGGGUGCAUUUCUUGAGGUCGCUGUGCAGGAAUGCUGCUGGAACUGAUCUGAGGGGGCCAUGUGCUGGUGGAACGUGGUCAUGAGAUGCCCUGGGUCAAAUGGGUCAACAGUUCGAAGCCAGACGAAGCUGUCAUCACAGCAAGGUAGCCAGUGCUAGUGUCGGCGUUCUUCCUUGCAUCAGCCUGGUGAUUGCAAGCCGGCAGGAUGCCACACCUCCCCAGCUACAUUCAUGCACAGUGACCUCGAGAAGGACCCCCACAUUUUCCUCUAUCAGGACACAACAUGUCAGGCUUUGGAGCCCCCUACCAGAUCUGUCAUGGAGUGAGAAGACACUUUUAACAAACAAGGAUAAGCUGGGCUACAUCCUCAAUGGGACUGACCAUGGGAACAACACCUUCAUGGAGCUGCUUUGGUGAGCACUGAUUAGUAUCGCUUGUGUCACUGUGAGAGGCUCCCACAUAUGUAUUUUACUAAUUGAUGGUCUGUUUAAUGAAGCUGUGAAAUGCUCAGAUUAUAUGGAGUGCACAUGCAAGGUGACUUUCUCAGUUCAAGAUGAGAUCAAGAAGAUAAUUUGAAAAAAUCUUCAAGAAUGAGAAUUUUCUUCACCAAGCUAUUUUUUUUUUUCAGUAAUCGCAAUUUAUGAGAUAUGCCACUUUUUCAUGAUGUACUGUGUAUUACUACUUGGCCCUUCUGAUAUCAGUUCCUUUUCCCAUAGCAGUUUUCAUAAAUCAUUGUAUUUGAUAAAAAUUAGAAAUUUGAAAUUGAUAGUGAACUGAAAUCUGAUAUCCUGAAUUUACUGUGCAGGCAAGAUAUCUUUUAUGCUGCUAACGUUAUUAAUUUGCUAGAACAACGGAAAAUAUAUUCUCUCUCUCUCUUUAUAUAUAUAUAAAAUGCAGAUGCGCCCUGAAACACCCCCAUAGUUUUGUAGGUGGGUGUAAAUAUUUUGGAGGAACCUGCUGUCUUCAUCUUCAGAUUAGGAGAGGGUGCCUUUAAGACUGCAGCAUCAGGUUCUUUUGAAAUUUGGUACCCCUGUACCAUCUAUGUGACAUUACAUCCCAGAAGGUGGUAAUCUUGAUAGAUAUUCUUUAUUCUAGAAAUGGGAUGUGCCAGAAAAGGAGCUGAAAAAUCACUUGUUUGUACAGUAUUUCUUUGUUUAAUUUACAUACUGUUUCUGUAUACAGUGGUAUAAAAUCAAUGGAACACUACCAUUAUGUACAUAAUUACUACAGAACUAAAAAAAACACUAUUUCAUUGAUAGUAAAAUGGAAACAGCAUUGUUACAAAAUGUCCAUAAAUGAAUGGUUUUUGCUAAGAUACAUUUUGGAAGGCAUGUUGCAUUCCUAAUUCACAGCAUAUUUGGCAUAUAUGGAAUUAGUCAUUGGAUUUCACACUAAGAAAACACUCUCUAAAAAUAUAUGUAUAUCAUUAUGAAUGUCCCAACUUAAAGUACUAUGUUUCAGUAUACUACAAAAUUAUUAAGGCACGUGAAUGCAAUAAGGGAUUAAAUUGUCCCAUAAAUUUAAUUUUUAUACUUAAAAUUAAUGCAUGGUAGUGCACUUUAGUGAUCCUAAGGAAAGUUCGGUAAAAGACUGUAGGUUAAUUUUUGUUGUUAUACAUGUUAAAGCACUGGCACUUU